Molecule: messenger RNA, 3397 nt
Organism: Melanotaenia boesemani (Boeseman's rainbowfish)
Lineage: Eukaryota; Metazoa; Chordata; Actinopteri; Atheriniformes; Melanotaeniidae
Product: perforin-1-like
Exons: 4
Coding region: 1343-3082 (579 amino acids)
Biological process (GO): leukocyte mediated cytotoxicity
Molecular function (GO): calcium ion binding; pore-forming activity
Source: RefSeq, a predicted model, not a curated record
UUGCUAUAUUAUAAUGGUUUUUCUUUAUUAAUCCCAACUGGGAAAUUAGGCUCUGUGUUUGACCCGUCUCUAAAUUUAGAGAACAGAGAGCUACCAUGUUUCAGAGCCUGGGGAGCAGUAUGGGGUUUAGGGACCUAGCACAGGGGCCAACAGUGGUUUAUCUCUGUUGACAUGCUGGGGAUUUGAACCCAGGUCAUCCAGACAAAAGCCCACCUCUAAAAGAACCACCACUCCUUCGUAUGUCCAGUCAGGGAAACAAUUAAACUCAGAAUUAUUUAUAUAGAUGUUAAACUAAAACUUCAGUGCAACUCAAACAGUUUUACAGAGAAAAAAAAUAAAAAUAGAUAAAUAAAAUAAUUACAAAGAUUAAAAUGAACAUUUUAAAGAGUAAAUCGUAAAUAAAAAUAAACUAAUGUAGAUGGUGAUAAAGCAGGAAUUCAAAUAAAACUAAAUGUUAAAAGAAUACCAUGGAUCAAAGUACCAGAGAACAUGAAAAGCAAUUUACAGAUUAUUUUGGUCAUAGAAAUUUAGGAAUCACAAGGAAGCCAGCACUCUGGUGAUAGAGAGAACAAAUAGAUUAUUAAUUUAAGGUGGGGGGUAAAAACAAACAUUAAAGCCUUUGUAGGCACUAAGGAUUAUGUUUUCUACUCUAAACUGUACAGGGAUCCAGUAAAAGCAGCGUAAUACUGGAGAAAUAUGACUGAACAGCUACAUAUUUUGUGACAUAGUAAUGAAUCUACAGUUCAUAUUUAACAGGCCAAAAAGUAUGGAUCUGGACAUCAGAAGAAUGUAGGUUAAGGUUAGGAAAACAUUAUAAUGGUGAGCAUUAACACAGAACCUUUUCCCAGAUUAUGAGAUAAUUGUCCCCACCCCACUAUGAAAGCUGUGAAAAAAAAAAAGAAAAGAAAGAAAUUGUAUCCAUGUGCAUGAACAUGCAGUUCAUAGACCAAGCUUGUGACACAGCUGUUCUCUAGGGUAGGAUUUUGUCACCAGCGCUUCUUUUUUAUGCUUACAGACCCCCAAAAUAUCUUGUUACGGUAAAGAAAUAAAAAAAAUAAAGAUGGACCAUUAUUUAUAAAAGAAAUAAAUGGGUUUCUCAGAAAUGAAGGGAAAGUAUCUGGACUGUAAGCAGUAAGAUUACAAUAUCAGAAGCAACUUUAAGCUAGAUUUAAAACUCAGAUAGUUUAGUAGGUGGGAGAAAUAGUUUAUUACUGGUUUUGUGUGAUAUAGCUUCCUGUUGUGUUUCAGCAUCAUCUGGGCAGGAGUGGCUUUUUUUUCAUCUGCUGUAUGUCCAACUAAAGUUUUUAUCUUUUUCAGUUUGCUCUUCAGGCCUAACAGCAUCAUGUUUACUUUGUAUGUGUGGAUCUGCUGUGGCCUUUUGCUGCACUAUCCUCCAUGCACAUACCAAUCAUGUACAGAGGGGACACCAAAACAGUGCCAAGAUGCAGAAUUUGCUCCAGGUUCCAAUUUGGCUGGGGAGGGCUUUGACAUCACCAAAAUGGAGCGUAAAGGGGCUUUUGUGCUCGAUAUGAAUCUGUGGAAACGCAAGGAUAAAACUUGUACCCUGUGUAGCAACCCUUAUCUGGAAAACAAGAAGCAAAAACUGCCCCUUUCAGUGGUCGACUGGAGGGCAAAGCAAUCCUGCAGUGCAGCAGUGUCCUCUAAACUUCACAAAUCCAGUGAGUCUCUGGUCAGUUCCAGCUCCUCUUCUGUUGAGAACAACUGGAAGGUAAAUCUAGAUGUAGAGCGGAAGGGCAAAAGUGCCUCGCUGAUGCUGGCUGGAACUCAUUCGAAACUGGCUGAGUACUCCAUGGAGAAAACAAAGAACGACAAGUUCAGUUUUACAAGCCACAGCAUAUCCUGUGAGUACUACAGCUACGGAGUUUCCAGCAAUCCAAAACUGCAUAAAGAAUUCCGCAAAGCAGUGAAAAAGCUUCCCAAAGUCUACAGCUCAGAAAACAAGCAACGAUUUUACAAACUGAUUGACAACUUUGGCACCCAUUACAUCACCAAGGUGAAAUUGGGGGGAAAUGUUCAGUCCAUCACCAGCAUCCGUCAGUGUCAGGCCAGCUUGCAGGGGCUCAGUGCAGAAGAGGUGCAGAUGUGCCUCUCAGCUGAGGCCUCGGCUAGUAUCAAAGUUACGAUAAAGGUUGAAACAAAUCACUGCAAGAAGGACAUAAAGAAGUCUGAGAGUAAGUCAGACUUCUCCAGCCUCUUCAGUGAUCGGUUCACAGAGAUAAAAGGUGGUCAUACCACUGAGCCAGACCUCCUCUUCUCUGCUAGCAAAAACCCAUCAGCCUACAAGGAAUGGCUAAACACAGUACCACAGAAUCCUGACCUGAAUUCAUACUCCCUAGAAUCUCUGCACGCAUUAUUGCCUGAAAAAGACCCAGCAAGGAAGAACCUGCGUUCAGCCCUCAGCCACUACAUCCUGGAGAAAGGUCUGUGGAGGAACUGCAGUGAGCAGUGUCAGGCUGGUAUUAAAACUGAUAGAAAAGAUUCCUGCGUCUGCCAAUGUCAUAACGACCUCGCUGUCAAUCAAGACUGCUGCCCAACCCGUAAGGGUAUGGCUCGGGUCAUCAUAACAGUACAGCGGGCUUCUGGGCUCUGGGGUGACCACACGACAUCGACGGAUGGCUUUGUUAAGGUAUAUUUUAACAAAGUGAUGGUCCAUCGUUCCCAUGUCAUUUACAACAACAACAACCCACACUGGGGCGCGAUUGUUGAUUUGGGCUCCCAGGAUCUGUCUCUAGGAAACAAAGUGUAUUUUGAAGUUUGGGAUGAGGACAGUGGUUGGGAUGAUGACAACUUGGGAGGAUGUCUGCAGGUUUUAAGUGAAGGUGUCAAGUCAGAUCUCUGUUCUCUAAAUCAUGGCACACUGUACUUCAAAUGGGAAGUGAAAUGUGCUCCAAGUCUGAGCGGUAGUUCGUGCUCAGACUACAAACCCUCACCUAUGAGUCCAAGUCUGAGGAAGCUGUACAUGUCCCGUCAUGCCCAUCCUAUUCCAAAAGUCAUCCUGAAAGAGAUGGGUGUGUUUGUGGAUGAGUCAACUUCAUGGAAAAACCAGAGUUUUACUACCUAAGUGCAAGUAUGAUGUAAAUUACCACAAAUGUUUCAGUUAUGCACAUCUUCAUUUAGCAUACUGAGUAGAUCUGCAAUUUCUGCAUUAUUUCUGCUUUUUUCUUUUAGAUUCUUCCUCUUGUUCACCUGUGUUUUAUACAUUUUCUCAUUGUUACUCUCUGGUUUUCAUGAUUAUGUGACUUAUUUUCAAGAAUCAGAGAGAAAUGAAAAAAAAAACUAGGAAAAAACUAUACUUGUCAUUUUGUUAGUUUGACAGUCUGUUCUUGCUGCAUUGUGCAACUUAAAAAAUAAAAGAAAUAAAUAAACAUGCUUUAUC